Prunus armeniaca (apricot) is the source of this 600-nucleotide messenger RNA. The record is from the annotation of a GenBank genome assembly. Lineage: Eukaryota; Viridiplantae; Streptophyta; Magnoliopsida; Rosales; Rosaceae.
AUGCCCACCAGAGAUUUGCAAUCUCCUUCUCAAGGUUGGGAUUGUUUGGAUAGUAAAGAUUGGUGCUUUAGCUCAAUGAUGCCCUCAAGAAGAAAGAAGUGGACAGAGGCCGAGGAGAGAACUCUGAUUGACAAAUACGGUGAGAUGGUAUCUGAUGGGACGCUUGCUAAGAUGAAAACCAGAGAGAAAAAGUUUAAACCCAUUGCUUGUUAUGUGAAUUCUGUGCACCAUGUUCAAGACCCAAUUGCCUACCGUUGGCAAUGGUCUUGGAAGGAUGUUUCCACCAAGGUCCAGAACAUGAGGCACCAAUAUCUACUUGUCAAGCAGAAGAUCAAGAAACAACAACCCGACGGUGGUGCUAGCAGUGGUGGUGGUAGUGGGGAGUGUAGUGGGGAGGAGUUUGACUGGAUGGAGGGCCUUACCCAUUGGUCGAAUUUCUUGAGAUAUAAGGAGGUUUUUGGGGAUGUGGGGAUCGUGAAUAGCAAUGGUAAUGAACUGAUGGCAUCUGUGAAUGGGGAUGGUGAGAAUGGUGGGGUGUUUGUGGGGGAAUGGGGCUUGUGGAAUGGGCCAUUCCGAUGGGGAUUUCGGGGCAGGGAUUGA